Molecule: messenger RNA, 3087 nt
Organism: Habropoda laboriosa
Lineage: Eukaryota; Metazoa; Arthropoda; Insecta; Hymenoptera; Apidae
Exons: 15
Coding region: 1-3087 (1028 amino acids)
Biological process (GO): detection of chemical stimulus involved in sensory perception of smell; sensory perception of smell
Cellular component (GO): plasma membrane
Molecular function (GO): odorant binding; olfactory receptor activity
Source: RefSeq, a predicted model, not a curated record
AUGGCUAUCUUACGGCCAGCUUUCAACAUACUGACGAUCUGCGGAUGCUGGAGGCCGUGCUCGUGCCGAACGACACGCGCCAAGGCCGCGUACAUCGUUUACACGAUGUUCGUGGUACUUUUAUUGCACAGCUUCUGCAUCUCGCAAUUUUUCAACGUGAUACUGAACUUGAGAACGGCGGACGAGCUGAGCGAGAGUUUCUACAUGUUCAUCGCGUCCGUUCUGUCCUGCUGCAAGAUCGUCACGCUGCUGACGAACCACGGAAGCAUCGAGAUCCUCCGGAGGAGACUGGAGGAGGAGCCGUGUAAACCUGUGAGCGCCGAGGAGGCUGUCAUACAGAGUAAAUUCGACAGAAACAUCGGGUCGGUGACGAUUUACUACACGAUUCUGGUGGAACUCACGGUCCUCUGUAUGAUCCUCUCUUCGUUGCUCGGCGACUUUAACGAGCGGGAACUGGCGUACAGAGCCUGGCUGCCCUUCGAUUACUCUCUGCCAACUUACUAUUACAUCGCGUACGUUCAUCAGAUCGUCGCGCUGAUCGGUACGUCGCUUUCGAACGUCGCCUGCGACGUGAUCAUCUGCGGGUUGCUCGUUCACGCUUGCGGCCAACAGGAGAUUCUCAAGCACAGAAUGAAGGAGAUGACGCAGGAACAGAGGCCGAAUAUCGGGAAAAUCGUUCGUUUCCACGAUUAUCUUUACGGGUACGUUUUCACGAUGCAAGAGAAGUUCAGAUGGAUAAUAGGCGUGCAGCUUUUAUCGAGCACGCUGGUAGUGUGUUUCAUCCUGUACGAAUUGGCGAACACGCCUCCAAUCAGCUCCAAGUACCUGCAAUUUGUCCUGUACCUGGCCUGUAUGAUGACGCAGAUCUUCUUUUACUGCUGGUACGGCGAGCAGUUGAAACUGAAGAGCGUCGAGAUUGUGCGCACGAUCUUCGAAAUGGAUUGGAUACCUCUCCAGAACGGUAUCAAGAAGGAUUUGAUAGUCGUGGCGAGAAGAGCGAUGAUCCCGAUCGAGUUGACCUGCGCGUACAUGUUCACCAUGGACUUGAACACCUUCGUCAGCCUGUUGAAAAUGUCCUACUCGACGUACAAUCUGCUUGAAAGGAGGAGCGACAAAGAGGAGAGGAGAGGAAGGAUGGAUACUCUAAGCUGGACGUUCAAGCUUCUGACGGUGAACGGUAUUCUGGCACCGUCCGCUUUCAUGUCUCAGUGGCAGACGAUUUUGUACGGGAUGUACAUGUUCUUCAUGGUGUCGAUGCUCUACGCGAUGGAGUGCUGCCUGAUCUUGGGCAUGAUAUUCAACGUGGACAGUCAGGAGGAUUUCAGCGAGAAUCUGUAUAUCACGUUGAUACUGAUGUGCAGCUGUUGCAAAAUCUACAUGCUGGUCACUUCUGCGAAGGGGAUCAAAGUUAUGGUGGACGUCCUUCGAGAGGAGCCUUUCGUGCCUAUGAACAGAGAAGAGAACGAGAUUAGAGUGAGAUUCGAGGAGAAAAUCGAGAGUAAUUGGAACGCUAAGGCUUACACAUAUUUCCUGGACAUCUUGGUAGUCGUUUUAUGGAUAACAUCGUACUUCACGGACUACAGGCGCAGAAAAUUCAAAUUUCGCGUCUGGUUACCUUACGACACUACUACACAACCUGUCUUCACUCUGAUCUACUGUCAACAGAUCGUCUGCACGUGGUACAGCGUGAAUAUUAACGUCAUUUGCGACUGCCUGUUCAGCGGCCUGAUGAUACAGAUUUGCUCAAUCUUACGGAAGAUGAAACCUACUCGGCGAAACUUGAACGAGAAGCUUGGAAAUGUCUCGAGUAUACAGUUCGCGAUAAGCACAGGAGCGAUAUGCUUCAAUCUCUAUCGAAUGUCGGUGAUAGAACUCGGUCCAAAGUUUGUGGAAGCGUUAACUAUCACAAGUCUCGAAAUUGUGGACAGAGUAACGAACAGUAAUAUAACCGUGUCGGACGAAAGCUCCAAGAAGAUUCUGGUAUUGAUGAUACGACGAGCUUUGGAGCCUGUCGAGUUCACCGGCCUUCGUAUCAUGUCUGUUAAUCUCGAGUCAUUCACGUCGCUGUUGAAAUCCUCCUACGCGGCUUUCAAUAUGCUCCAGGAAAGAAGGGAAGACCAAAUCAUGGACCUAAUCGUGAACGUGACGACUCAAGACGAGUUUAGCGACAAUUUUUACAUACUUCUGGCGUGUGCGAUAUCCUUGCAGAAAGCACAGAGUGUGUUAAACAGUCGUAAGAAUGUCCACCGUAUGAUCGAUCUUUUGAACAGCGAACCUUUUCAUCCAGAAUGUAAGGAGGAAAUCGAGAUAAGAAGUAGGAUCUCCGAGCACGCCAGAAGAAGCUCAACCUAUUACGCGAUUCUGGUCGAAUCGACGGUGAUGACUUUGUCUUUCGGUGCACUGUUGAAACCAGAAUCACGUCCUUUACCGUAUCGAAUUUGGCUACCUUGCAAUUACACCCCGUUAAUUACUUACUGUUCGAUUUACACUCUCCAAUGUGUGGCACUCGCUCUAAGCGCUAUGAUGCACGUCGCCUGCGACAGUUUGAUCUGCGGCCUGCUGUUACACACUUACGGCCAGAUCGAGAUCCUCGGUUGUCGUCUGAAAACGAUAAAAGAAAACGAGAGUAAGACGUCCAAGUUGUGCGUUCGUUACAACAACCUUAUCUAUCGAUUCACCGCUAUGAUAAACGAGCAAUUCGAGAUGGCGAUUUUCACUCAAUUCGCGGUGAGUACGCUGGCGAUAUGCUUCAAUCUUUACCUAUUAACAGGAUCAGAUGUGACGCCGAUUAGGUAUGUGGAAAUAAUCAUGUACAGCAGUUGCAUGCUCACGCAAAUAUUCAUUUACUGCUGGUACGGGAACGAAGUUAAGCUGAAGAGCCUCGAGAUUUCUAAUAUGAUUUUUCACCUCGACUGGACACCGUUCGAUAAAGCUACAAAACGAAAUAUACUAACUAUGAUGAUGCGUGCGUCGUCGCCAAUUGAAAUCAUCAGCGUUCGUGUGCUCUCCGUGAAUCUCGAUUCGUUCGUCGCUUUGCUGAAAACUUCUUACUCGGCGUACAACGUUCUCCAACGCGGCGAAGGCUAA